AUGUCUCACCUGGGUACGACGAAUUCCACUUUAAACGUUGCCGUCCUGAGGGAGCUGGCAAGAAAGGAGUUGACAAACGUCCUCGAUUCAAUAAGGGGAAAAAAAUGCUUGGUGUUGGAUCCCAAUAUAAGUGGACCGCUGAGUCUUAUCGCCGAAUUUUCUUUGCUAAAGGAUCACGGUGUUGAAAAAAUCAUUUAUCUUCAACAAGGAAUAUUGGAGACCGACAUCUAUAGCUUCAUCUAUAUUUGUCGACCACAGUUGCAAUAUAUGAAGUACAUCGCAGGACAUCAGAAUGAAAACUUGUCCAGAUCCAAUGCUCAAAGGUACGAAUAUAGCCUCUUUUUUGUUCCACGACGGACCAGGAUUUGUCAAAAAGUUUUAGAGGAGACCGAAUAUCACCUUGAUUUGAUUCCCUUUGAGGAUGAUCUCUUGUCCUUAGAAUUGGACAACACUUUUAAAGAACUUUAUCUGGAUGGAGAUCAUACUUCGAUUUACUAUGCCGCGAGGGCACUCAUGAAACUCCAAAAUUUGUUUGGACUGUUUCCCAGGGUGAUAGGGAAAGGGGAUUGUGCAAAACACCUUGCCGACAUGCUCCUGCGCAUGCGACGUGAGGUGGCGGUUGACGACCCAUCUUCGACGCCGUCCGUAUCACCAAACAUCGAUUCACUUAUCAUCAUCGAUCGAUCCGUUGAUCUUAUUACCCCCUUGUUUACUCAAUUGACAUAUGAGGGAUUAAUAGAUGAGGUGUUUGGUAUUCGAGCCUCGCAUGCGGAGGUGGACUCUUCGAUUGUAGGGCCAGCACCGCAAAAACCCGCGGCAGCGGCUAACUCCGUAACAUCCACGGCAACGGCCUCCCCAUCUCAACCUCCACCUCAACCUCAGGCAAAGAAAAAGAAGGUCGUCCUUAAUUCUGGUGAUAAACUGUUUAGCCGGUUGAGAGAUAUGAAUUUCGCUGUAGUCGGUGGUGUCCUUAGUAGCGUCGCCAAGAGGAUCAAUGACGACUAUGAGGCAUAUAUUGGAAGGCAUCAAGCAAAGACCAUGGGGCAGAUUCGAGAGUUCAUUAAUAAAUUGGGAGGAUUACAAUCGGAACAUCAAUCUUUAAGGAUCCGUAUUGCCGAGGAGAUAGUGGGAGUCACCGUUACCCCCGAAUUUAACAAGGCUCUAGAGGUGCAACAAAAUCUGGUUGCGGGUAUAGACGUAAAUACGCAGAAUGAGUACAUAGAGGAAAUGAUCAAUCGACAGGCUCCGCUUGUUCAAGUCCUACGACUGUUGUGUCUUCAGAGUCUUGUAAACGGUGGGUUGAAACAAAAGAACUUCGAAUUCUUCAAGAAAGAAAUCUUGCAGACCUAUGGUUUCGAACACCUUCAAACACUUUUGAAUCUCGAAAAGCUUGGCAUGUUCGUAAAGCAAGUUUCGAAUCGUAACCAAUAUGCAUAUAUUCGAAAGUCACUUCGGUUGAUCGUCGAUGAAGUUGACGAACAUAAUCCUCAAGACAUCUCAUACGUAUAUUCAGGUUACGCUCCCCUGAGUGUACGAUUAUUGCAAUGCGUGUCUACCAAAGGCGGUCCAUCAGCAAUUAAUACUUCCAACGUUUCGGGUGGCGCAACCGGAGCCGCAGCUAAUACAAGCACCAACAUUCGGAGUAAUGGAUGGAAAGGGUAUGAAGAUGUGUUGAGAAUGAUUCAAGGAAAAACAUUCGACGAGGUUCAAAGGUUAGAGGAGGGUGCUAUUCGUCCUAAGAGAUUGAUGCAAGGGCAACAACCGCAUGUCACCCUCAUAUUUUUCUUGGGUGGAUGUACCUAUACCGAGAUUUCGGCGAUACGCUUUUUGGCGCAGCAAGAUGAGAGUCACCACGAAUUUGUUAUCGCCACAACUCAGAUAAUCAACGGAAACUCAUUAUUAAACUCGAUCAUACAGAAAGUCGAUCAUCCUGGAGUGACGGCUUGA
Molecule: messenger RNA, 1947 nt
Organism: Acaulospora colombiana
Lineage: Eukaryota; Fungi; Glomeromycota; Glomeromycetes; Diversisporales; Acaulosporaceae
Source: the annotation of a GenBank genome assembly